AUGAACGGGAGCGAGAAACGACGACGAGAAAAGACUAAAAUGAUACGCCUACACCAAGUAGGUGGUGAUCAGGAACAGCAACCGCCGGAUUUAACCACCGAGAACGGCAUCCAGGGUGAGAACACAGAAAUUCCCAGUCUACGGGAAAGCGCACCGAAACCCACCAUCAAGCCGCAAGAAUCAUCGACCAAAGCGAGCCCGGUGGAAGAUGUAGAGCAGGACAGUCAAAAUCAGCGCAGGACUUCGCACCGACUCUUGACCGUGAAUCGUAAUGAUCCCGGUAGCAGCACUUCUACCACAUCAUCUUCACCUCGGUCGAUAAAUGGCCAGGGUUCGGAUAAUAAUCGAGGAAGUGAACAAAGCGUAUCGACGACUGUUGAACCAUCCAGCACCAGCAUCAUUUGCAGUUUGCCGCUGAACCGUUUGGAGUCCAUACUGGGGAUGUUAAAUAUUAUACAAAAGAGCCCCAUGCACGCGCCUGACCCUGUCUCUACGGACGAAGCUUUGCGGCGCGUGCAAGAUCGUAGCAAUGUGGCGGUGUCCGCAGGUUCGGAUGACCGUGCCAACGAUGUAGUGCAUGAUAAUAGCAGUUUGGCGUAUAAGGUGUUAUGCUUGUAUUGUGAUCGAAGUUUUAGCAGCCAAAAAUUGAUGAUGAAACACACGGAUCGCAUUCAUCGGAUAGCGAAGGAACGACGAAGCAGUGCACGCGUACUGUCUACAGCACUGAACGGGACAGACAUUUCCUCAUGUUGUCAAUUUUGCCACAAAAGCAAGACACUCAACUUAAUGUCAGAAAAUUUGCUGGAAUUAUUCAAACAUUUGAUCUCCGUACACUCUGAUCGCUACUAUGCUUGCGAGCACUGUACCUUACGGUUUCCGACUGAUGAAGCACGAGAAACGCACAUGGAAGCGCUACAUCCGUCUACCAACAAUGGGCGCCCAAAGUCGAAAGCUGCCCUUAAAGCCUUUAGUCAUAGUCAAAGCAAUUGUACUCUUCACCACCACCUCCAUCACCAGCAACAACAGCCAGUCGUCAGCAUUGUGAACUGCAAAGCGCUUAAAACCGGUAUUGCUACGGAAGCAAAUGAGUCUUCUUCGUCGGCACAGGAGCCCAGCUCCAAAACGAUGGAUCGGCUUGGUCAUAGUAAUCGUGCCCACAGCAGCAAUACCAAGGGGGGCGAAUCGGCAACACAAAACGUAUGUUUGCGUUCUUCGCUACGCAAUGCAAACGCUGGAUCGGUAGCCGAUAAGGAGGUGGAAAGUGGCAAAUCAAACACUAAAGCCUUUAAAAAGUCGGAACGAUUACUGAGAAGAAAUUCAGAGCCCAUGCUAUUGUCACGGUUAGGUAUUACCCAGCACAGAUUACCUCGUCAGAGCCGUCGACUUUUGGCCGCUGCCUCAGCUAAUGUAAGCGCUUCAUUGUUAUCUUCCGAUACAUCUUUGUCAGCAUCGUCUGCAUCAUCUACUUCUUCAGUAAUAGGGCCGUGUCUGGGGAAAUUUUCAGCAAAGAAAAAGGGGCUCAUAUUGGCGAAUGACGAAGGACACUCGGUACAAAACUGCUACAACAAAAUCACUAAACUGAAAACAAUACGUUCUACGCUGAACACCAAUGCGACGACACCUACCGAUGGAACUGGUCUCGAAACGGUAGAUUCGAAUAAAUCAUCAGCAAAACCAUCCGAUGGUAGUUCAGCAAUCGGCAAUCCUGUAGUCACUAGCACCGGACCAAUCGGUGCGGACAGUCCGCCUGGAUUAAACAGUCGUGGAGCGAUGAGCAACAGUUCAAUUGCAGGUAAUAUUACUUGGAGCAACAGUACAAGCGGCGUAAGUGGCAACGCGAUUAGCACCAAUGCCGCUGUACUAGUAGCAGCCAAUAAUGGCGUUUUUGACGAAGAUUUCUACGAAACCGUGACACAAAAUGUGAAAAACAAUCUAAGCUGUCACUUGGACGGAAAGUUGGAAGCACAUGCUCCCGGUGCACCGAGCCCAAUGAGCCCGGUCGCUGUUGUACCAGCGGUGCGGUCCACUGUCGUCAAGAGUCCGGUGUCAACGGAAAGUAAAAUUCACGAGGCAACUAAUCUUCCGGCUAUCUCCGUAAUGUUCCCUACGCUAUUGACUGUUGAGCAGUAUGGCACGGAUCCGAAGCCGACCACGAGCAGCGGAACGUUAAGCUCCCUAUCGUCCACGUCGUUGGUGAAAACGAAGAAACCUGUAACGAAGAAUUCCUGGAAAUGGAAGUGGGACUUUGUGAAAAAAUACAAAUACGUAAAUGAAAACGGGCGAAUCGUGAAGAAAAUCAAGCAACCAACGAUCGGUUUACGCGAUCUCUCCAAACUAGACAUGUGGACACAAUUGACCAUGCGUACUAAGCAUGAGCUAUUUCAACAUCGACGUGGUGGGGGUAAUGAUCAACAGCGGAUGCUCGUACCACGCACGUCAUGUGCAAGUGCUUCUGCCAAGGGUGAGCCGAUACUAAUGGCGGAGGUUGGAGCUGCUUUGCGUAAUGAAAAACGAGCCAUGGUUGAGCAGUUGGAUCAUAUCCUAGAUGCACGAUUGUUACCGCAUAUAGAUUUAGAGCAGAAUGAUCAGCGUAUCAUAAAGAUAGAACCGGUCGAUCAAGAAGCUGCCAGAGAGAAGCCAAUUGGUUUAAGUGCAGAGCCUGUGGACGAUAAAGCCGUGAUUACCCUACCUCAGGUACAAAGUUCGUCCCUUGUACCGUGGUCAAAUCAUCAGUCGAGGUCCAGAAAUGUGGACUUUUUGCAAAGUCUCCAGCUCGUACAGCUUAACGACCACUAUCAAAAAACACCAGUCGUGUUAAGUGGCGAGUGGGCUCGGCCGAGAUGUUACAUUUGCUAUGGAUGUGGCGCAAAGUUUAAUUCCCUCAAGCAGGUUGAAGAGCAUCGAAUCUUCCGCCAUCCUCAUGUACACUCUACCUUCUACGAGAUUGUUGGACGCGAGCUAAUAGAGAAGCGAUUGUACAAGCACUUUUUCAUCCCUUUCGUCGCGCUGAUGAUGCACCGUUGGCAUUGUAUGCGGUUGAGCAAUCCGGAACGAAUAAUGAACAGUGCCAUACAGCGCAUUAAUCCUCAGCACACAACCGGAGCUUGCAGAAUCAAUGCUGUUGCCGAAAUUAAAAAUGAAGAUUCUUCGUCAAAUGAAGCUACCUCGUUAUCGACAUCAACCAGGGCCUCUUCUUCUUCGUCUCGACAUUCUACAAACACCACCGUGACUACCCUGAUGGACACUUGCUCGGACACCAUGAAUGUGCUUACGCAAUGUUCUAUGCUCGCAAUUGACGAUGACGAUGAUGGAAGCAGUUCCCGUUCCGUGAUAUGUAGCAAGUGCCAGAAGGAGUGCCAGAAUCAGAUGCUGCUGUAUGCGCACAUUCUUCACUGCUCCAAUGACUAUGUUUGGUUACAGGCCAAAAAGCGCAUGAAGUAUCGCCGUGCUAAACGAAGAAGAGGAGGCAAUCGGAACGGUGUUAGUUGUGCGCCCUCGAUGCUAACGAUACCGAGACUGGUUCAGCCGCCCCAAAACGUUUUGGAAAAAGUGGAAACGGGAGGAUAUCUUUCAUUAUACUCUUCCCCGGACGAAAAACAUGUCUUGAAUGGUGUUACCGUAUCAAAUUCCAGUACAAACAAUAUCAGCACCUGCAGCAAUACAAGCAGUAGUAGCAAUGAUAGUACUGGCAGUAGCGGCAGUAGCAGCAGCAACAGCAAUACCAGCAACGAUAGUUCGAAGGUGAAUGGAAACCAAAAGGCUCGCAAAUCACCUAAACCAAAGGAGAGCGAUAGUGAUAUCGUAAAAAAGCUGCUGGCAAAUCUUCCUGCAAAGCGCAACUCUCGCCAAACGAAUUUUCAAACAUCGAAACAAAUCACCAAACGAUCUAAAGUGGUGGGAAGAAAAUCCUUUUGCUCUGCAACAGUGACUGUCACAACCAAACAGAUAGGGCACGGGACAAAACUGGUUGGUGAAUCCGUCGUCGCACAACCUACUACACAGACCGCUACUGCUCCUGUUCAUAAUGGUAACAAUAUUGAUAGUAAUAAGAUUUUGUCCACCUCUUUAAUAUCUUCAACAAAACAGGAAAAAACCUCUCAUGGUACUGGUGGUAAAAAAUUGCGAUCAAGACAAAACAUGGCGUGUUCUCUUCCCUCUGUCACCAACGCUAUGAAUGUAACGUCUAACAAAACACUAAAAACAGUUUGCAAAAAAACCACCACCACCUUAGAGGAAAGUGUCAAUGAUGCUAAUUCUCAACCAAGUUCCAAAGAAUCUUUACACAUUUUAGAAAAAAGUUCAGAAACAAGGAAACAGGGUAAAAUUAACCGAGGAAAGCUAGGAGUAGGGACGGUCAAACAGAAACAAAUGGUAUUGUGGAAGAAGAGUAAACACCAGCUAUUGAGAGUAACCACGACCAACGGUCAUCACCGGAUGUUGCGUAGCAAUGGUAAGCGUUUGUUACACGCAUCGGUUUCCUCUCGCCGAACAUCCUUACCGUUGCGAUCAGUUCGUAAUCCAACGCGUGUUAAAAAUGUUUUGAAAAAUCGAAAAAUAUUAAGAACCGAAAAACAAAUACCUUCUGCAGUAACGACGGUACAGGCCGAAGCAGUUGAUAAAAAAGAAUCUACCAGCUGCGACAGAAAAGAUGACGCCAGUGACAGCACCGCAGAUAACGUUGAUAGUUGUGUAGAUUGUGAACCGGAUACUUCUGGCAAAAUUGAUUCAUUGUCGAAAGCCGCAACAUUUACGAAUGUUACACCACUCGAACCAUCUGUCAGAAAGAACGAAACCGAGGAGAGAAAUUCGACUAUAGUGUUAGAGCUAACUGUUGAUAACACAGAUCCAUUACUGCCUGCUGCUGAUAUAGAACCACCUGAAUCUUUAGCUUCCGAAUGCAGUGCAACCCAGCUAACACCAAACCAACCUAUUAGAAAGCAAUAUACGAAAGAUCCACCAGCAACACCGACAAAAUGUGAUCUUACCCCGGAAGAAAAUGUUGUGGCGUCAGAAUCAUUCUCUUCAUAUUCUACCAUCGUGGAGCAAAAUAAUUCUACCAGCUGUAGUCAGUGGGCAGGUGGCAGUAAACGGAGAAAAAAGAAGUUGAACGAUUGUAUAGCAAUGCUAACGGGUAAAUUGUCAGAACGGUUGGGAGUUGAUUUUUUCAACAAUGAAAAGAAUAAUGAAGAGAUUUCUCAAAACGAAUCUUCUGCUGCUAGCUCCAUGCCGGAAGCCGUAAAGUUUGCAGCAAACAACACAACUACUUCGAGCAGCUAUACCGUAUCUUCUGACGAAAGCUCACUUUUCAUGAAGCAUGCAGAACUGGUCGAAUUCAAUUCUCAACAACUCCCGAAUCAUGCUUCGUGCCCAGUUGCUUCUACCACUAAUCCGAAACUAUCAUCAGCCACAGUAUCUGAACCAACCGACGUACUGCCAGUAUCAGCAGCUGCCGCCUGGUCGAAUAAUUAUUGCCAUGCGUUGCCUGCUUUGCCACCACAACCAGCUCCUGUACGCCUUAAAACUGUCUGUAACAUUCGACCAGCGUCGCCUAACCUGGUAACCACCCCACUAACAUACGAACGGUUAGCGACACAUGCUGUGGCAUCGGCAAGCAAACAAAUUAUGGACGAACCUUUAAAUUUGUCCAAAAACUGUCUCACUGGAUCUGGCGUGAUAAGAAAUGCCAAAGUGCAACGAAAAACGGAUGAUGCUUCCAGCUCAAUGUUUAAAACAACUCGCUCACAACCACAAGAAUCCUUGGUUUCGUCGAAUCCUUCCGCGCAACCACUGCACACUCAUAAUUUAAAAGCUGAAAUUCCUAUCGCACAUUUUAACCAGCCCCUGGGAACGUCACCGCACCUUAAUCAACAGAAAGUACGUCACAUAAAAUGCUCGUCACCUAUGGUGCCAGAAUCCGGCUGCACUGUUACGCCGAAAGUAGGAGGAGGCAAUUUCUCAUCGUUAAAGCUUCCUCCAGGGUUAAUAAUCGAACGUGUGGAAUAUAAACAAUCUCGUCCAUCCAUCACAAAAGAAGUGCCGUCAGUUACAAUCGUUGCACGUCAGCGCCAACUACCGGCCCCAGAGGUAAUACCUUCCGUAGCUGAAAGUAGUGCAACAGAUUUGACAAUGGAAAAACCGGCAUCGAUAACGCACAGCUCAAAUUUGACGCCCUUUCCUAACAGCGCGUCUACUUUCAUAAAACCCAUACCGAACAGCACUUCCGGUGUUAUGGUGCAUCAUGGUCGACAAGACAUGACAAAUCAUACCAAGAUAAUUGGAUACGGUGGAUAUCCCGAGACAAACGUUCUUUCUCGCCGUUGUGAACCAACUACCGAUAAUUUGUCACCAAUGUGUUUUCCUCCAACUUUAAGAUCUGGCCCUUGUCCGGAAAAUCGGAUAUCCGUAACCAUUACCGAAUCUAGUUCUAUUGGCCAUGAUCGCGCGCAGGAUUUGCAAAAUCCGUCGACUUGCGUUGAUCUGUCAGCAACAUCUCACAAGGAUAAAGUCGUUACAUCAUACUGUACACCAUCGCCAUUGGAUUCAACACCAAUAAGAGCUUCACAGCGAAUGGCAUCUACGACCGUCCCUUCCUCUUUGCUUAAAGCGUCCAUCGGUCCUGCUGGACAUGUGCCCGGGUCUUCCGUAAAAACACCACCCCCAAUGACAACACUAAUUAUUCCUCAAGUCCCUAUGCCACCGUUGGUAAACCAGACCGUGCAUGCCCUGAAACGUGCAAGACGCAAAAGUGUAUUUGUACCGUUACCGGUACCAACCGACGAAUCGAACCGUGAUGUAAUGGCUAAACCAUUGAUACAACAACACCCAAUCAUUCCCACGAUUGGUUCAGUACCAUCGUCACUAGCCGGCACUGCUGCGAGCAUAACCGGCGCUAAUCUACUGGCCUCUAUGUCGCUCUCGUUUAUUGCACCGAGUUUACUACCGGUACCGGGAACAUCAAUGUUAAGUCCAAUUGAUAUGCAGCGCCUUGCCGCUGUUAGGCUUCCGGCGCAUCUGCAACCUCCUGUAAUUCCACCUUUAAAAAUACCAGAUCCAGCAACUUCCGCUAGUUUGCUAGAGAAAAUGUUUCAUCCCACGCCUAGCGAUGUAUUAUCAACCGGGCUCGAGUUGAAACCAGACGCUCAGAGUAAGCAACCCAAACAACCAUCGGUACCACAAUUGACUGCAAUACGAUCAAAUAUGAACUCCAAACCUGCUGAAGAAAAUUCACACUUCAUUUCAUCUAAAUCAUUGGCAAGCGUGAAUGGGUUCAUCACACAACCAGAACAUCAAAUCAAAACAAGCAUGCCAGCAACUACAAGAACGGAAGGCACAAGAACAUCUGACACAAAAAUUUCAAAACAAAACAAUAAUUCGUCUGGCGCGGCUUGUAAAGGAAGUGGCCGUAUAAUGAAACGUAGAGCAUCCGUGGCGGACUUGCAACGAAAAGCGUUGAUGGAACAAAUUUGGAAUCAGUCAAUUAUAGACAAAAUGAUGAACGAAAAAGACACGAGAAUUGUCAGUGGUUUAGAUGAAGCAAAGAAAACAGUCGACACCAGUGCUCCGACAGCGGAGAGUGUGUUAGAAAAAAAAAGUAAUGUAGAAAACUUGGAUCAACGAAUCGCACAUCUAGGAGAACAAAUAACAACUAUUGCAGAAAAAUCGCACAUAAUACAUCCAUCCACACCUAGCUGUGCACCAACUACGAACAAAACUGAACGACAAAAUAAAAACAAGUGUCCAAUUGAAAUAGACUCGAUAACGACAAAUUUAAUUAAAAUACCGGACAGCAUUGCACCCCAAUCUGUAACACUACGCCAGCAUGCUGAUGAUAUGCGGCAACAUAAUACUGUUAUUGUUCCACUUAACAACGUACAGGAAGUAAAAGAAAGGAUGCAAGUUGCACAGCAAGAAUGUAAUGUACAACCUCAGACCAGACCGGAGGAGAUCGUCCCACAGGUGCUUACUUUGGAAAAGUUUAAAGACUCUAACACAACAUUCGAACAUGAACAACAUACGUCAGAAACUAUCAAGGAAGCGGUUCCACCUGCACCUUUAUCAACGAUAAAUGGUGUUGACGCUGUUCCAACCAUUGAUAAAGUGGAUGCAGCCUCGGAGGAUGGUUCGGCUGAUACAGCUGAUUGCCGGAUAAGCAACGACCAGCAAAAGCAGGUAUCGAAAAAGAUUGUUCGUAAAAGGAGAAAAAACGAACUAGCUUCCAUCUUGUCAGACCAAUUGCUGGAAAGCUUUAAGGAAGUAGACAAGUCGAGAUUGGAUGAUUUAAAGCUGCUGCAUGAUUUAACAUGCGAGACGCCCGAUGUAAAAUUCACUCUGGAACAAAUCCCACAGUUGGCCAAGCGCAAGUCUAACCCACGAAUGCCAGAGUUAUUGAUGCAAGAUUCACCCAAGCUAAUAGUGUCGGUAACUACAUCAAGCAAAAAAGUUAACAAUACUAAAAAACUGACUAAAGACAAAGAUUCGGUAUCACAACCUACAACAGUGAAAGAACCAAAAACUAAAUCAGCAAGCGACACGCUCGACUGUAGCGAACAGCCAACAACAUCCAAGCUCCAUAGUAAGAUUAAAAGUUUCCCGCUACCGGACGAAAAGAAACAAUCGGUUGCAAAUUCUUCUUUUGACUCAAAAGAAAAAUGUACUGAUAAACCCCACGCUGAUGGGCAAGAAAAUAUCGAAAAGAUGGAUAAUUCGAUGCAACCAAGCUUGGUGGUUUCGCAAAAAGCAACUCGAACAAAAACACUUACCUCUAUAACUGGAGAACAAAAAUCUCACAAUACUCCAAAGAAAACAUCGACGAGACUAAUAAAUUCCGAAUCGGAUGUAGCUGCUGCCCAUGACGAAACUGAUGAUAUAACCAUCCAAGAUCGUAAAACUGUAUUACGAAAACGGGUUGCAACACCGGCUACAGAAGAGCAACAAGCUGGUGAGAAAAACAAUUCUAAGGAAAAAAUCGUUGCAGCUGAUAGUAACACUCGACCUACCGAAUCAGUUGCUGCCAAAAGUGCAGAAUCAGCAGCUGGAGCCAACGUCAAGUCCAUGGCAAAUCUUCCUAAACGGAUCAUGGCUCGUCGGAAAUCAGUUUUUGUGGAUUGUGAUUUAGCUCAAUAUGUUGAAAAGGAAGAGAACAAGCUGAAAAAAGAGGCAGCCAGCGUAUCGUUCAAAGAUGAUUUUAUGUUGACAUCUAGGCGAGGUACACGAAGCCAGGCACAGUUGGGUUUAGACUUGGCAGAAAACUUCCCGGAAGCGGCUAUGAAGCCUCGCGAUCCUCGUAGACGAAUUCUAUUGAAGCGUCGUGAAGAAGAGCUUAAUGCUAGAGAAAACAAAAUACAACAAGCCAAGAGCAGUGGCACUCCACUUUUUGUCGAAAAACAAACGAUUGGCGGCGGAGCAGAAAAACAAGUAGAAUUGGUCGAAUCACACUACGUAGAUAAUCAAGAAAAGAAGGCAUUAUCAAAACAGCCUAAUGAUGAUGUAAUAGUAGAUACAAAGUCCAAAAAUGAUGAAAAAGAAAAAGUUUUAUGUACUGCAGAAAUUCUGGAACAUGCACCGUUGCGAAGAAUCAGUGCUAGAAGAGCUUCUGUAUGCGUACGUCCCUUGCCAAAUUCCAAAACGGUUAAAGAAAAAUUAAACACCAUAGCUUCAGCGUCCGAUGCAUUGCCAUUGCCCGAAGAUGAACGUCUGCGUGACAUCGGAAAUGAAGUGAAGCGAAUUUAUAAGCGCAGAGCUUCAAUUUAUCAACCAUCUCCUGAAUUGCACACAUCUGAUGCGUGUACCGAUAGAAACCAGAGCAACCGUAAAGAACGUCAAACGUUAAAUUCGAUAAUUGGAGAAGAGAAUGCGGUCCUCGGAAGGAAAAAAGAAACAAUGUCUCAAAAAUCACCCAUUCGCCGUUCCAAAACACCUGGUCCUAGUGAUUGGAAGCGUCGCAAUCAGCUACCAUUAAAUGGGACCUCAGAACCACUGAUUGAGUCCUUACUGCUUCAUGCAACUGACUCCGAAUCCAAUGCUCCAAAGCGAAGAACGACCAAAAAUAGCCAGAUAGCGGAAACAGUUUCAAAGUUAUUCAACAUUCAGGAGGAAAUUAUGCUAAUAGACAGUUCGAGACGUAAACCAAGAAAAACUAAUACCACAGCCGUAUCGACAGAGAAAGCUUCAAUUCGGGAAACACCUCAACAAACAUUAGACAAGACAAACAGCGCUUCAUUAGAGAAAGCAAACGACAAGUGCAAAACGUUAUCGGGGUGCGAUUUGCCAAAGAUUAGUGAUGAACCUAUUGAGAAAAAAUCACUACCACAGUUGCCACGAAAAUCCUUUUCAUUUUCCAACGAUGAAGAUGAAUCACCGAAAGCGAUAAAGAAAUUGGUGGAAAACAUAAUCAACAACACGACAAACUCAUCGAACGCUUCUACGGAUUAUUCUGAUGAUGAUAACAUGUCACUGGCUUGUUUUGCGGCUCGUCGUAACAUGCCUAUAACACAUUCGCAACAAUCGGUAGGCAUGUUUGCAAAACCUCCAUCAAACAUCCCGGCACGUGCUAUGUCAGUAAUUGGUGACGAUGAAAGUACUACCAACACCGAUGCCUUAGAUGAUGAUAUGAUGAGUGUUACUACCGAAAUACCAACAUCAACAAACGCGACCCGAAGGGUGAGGCGAAAACGUCGUAAGACGAGGCGUCAGAAUAGCAAAAUUAAACGUCAACAAGCAAAAACGCAGGAAGAAAAUAACAAACCGGUGCAAUCGUUCAACUGUAAUCUUUGCCGUAAGAUGUUCAAAAAGCAGGAUGCAUACAACAAGCAUCGGAUGACGCUCUCGCAUAUAGCCAAGCUAUCGGAACAGGAAUACCUGGAUGCGCAAAAAAAUCAAGCAAGGCGACAGGAUGAUGCAUUGCGAUUGACUGACGAGAAAACGGAGCUUCUCCCUAAAACGGUCCAACAACGACAGGAUAAUCAAAUUGCGGAAAACCCCAUGGAAUUAGACGUACCCGCGGUUAUUGCGACUACUCCUGAUAGUGUUUUGUCCAGGUCACUGGCAAUGACGGACAAGAGCAAAAAUCACGAUGAUCAAGCGGUAAAGGAACUCAGCCAAGAAGAGAAACUUUUCUUCGAAUGCUGUUCGAUGCUGAAGGAAUCUAAUUCUAGCGAAAAUGAUAAGUUGAAGCGUGUCACCGUAUCCUUAAAAUCAAGCGAAUUGAUAAGUGCAAUAGACCUUGCCAAUCCAUGUGCAAUACUUACAAACGAGGGAAACAAUGUGCCCGCUCCUGUAACUGCCGUUCAUUUGCCGUUAAUUGAACAGAACCAGAUACUUCCAGUGAGCACAACAUGCUGUGCAAAAGAAUCGUUUGAAACGGCACCGGUCACAGUUAUCCAACAGGAAGACGCAACUUUUCAGCAAAAUCAUGGUGCGCUGGGAGAGGACGCAAAUUUCAUGGUACACCGGUAUGUCUUGGCAAAGGAUGCAGGAAGCGUAUCACCUCACAACUCGAUAAAGUCAUCAUCGGCUAUGUCGGCUGCUACUGGCAAGAGUAGUACCAGCAGCAGUAGUAGUAGCAGUACCAGCAGCAGUAGUAGUGCCAGCAGCAGGAGUAGUACUGAUUCCAAUAGUAUCAACAAGAGCAAUGCCAAUAACGCAAAAAUUAAAACGAAAGGAGCUCUAAAAGGAUACGAUAACUUCAAAGUUUCCAUUCCAAUGACCGGUCUGACUGUGAUGUCAACUAAUACAGCAAGUACGGGUAUUGGCGCAGGCAAAGAGUCGCGUCUGGACACACUUGCUGAUGUUGCUUUGUGUGGUGAUAUUCCCAAAGAGUUCGGCAUAGCGGUUCAAUGCGAUGACAUAAGUGCUACUACUACUCUAGAGGGAGGGGAUGAGGGUGUUCAUGCUCCUUCGGAAUCAUUUGCUAGUUUUCCUGUGGUUGACACUGAUAUGUUCCUUGAUGCUAAGGUGCAUGUACCUUCGUUAACAUCGACCGAAAAAAAUGAAUUUGUGGGGGUGAAAAGUAACUCUACAAUAUCACGCAAUUGCGAAGAAAACAGUUCAAAAUCCAUGAUAUCGAAUAGAACAGGAAGUGGGAAGAAUCGCGACAGUUCGUCAAAAUCACAAACCAAACAAUCCAAUCGAUGGACAACAGGCCCGUAUCGAAGAAAAAUGGAUAAAAACAAUCCUACUCUUAAUGCAGAAACAACGGCAACGGUACAAUGUGACCAUACGUUUUUGUACGAGGGAGAUGAUGUUUAUGCUUUCCAAGAUUCACCGUGUGACGGUGAUCUACCUUCGACGUAUUCUUCAAAAAAGAAUAGUAAUAUAAUGCAGCAUCAAAGUCUGACAAAGCAUGAUGAAAAGGCUCAGCAACACACUAAACACAAUUUGACUACACUGCAGACGGCCACUCCGGAGGAGCACGAGGAUAGUCAAAUGUCAAGCUUGAGCUUUUCUGAUCGGGAUGAUUUUGUGUACGGUACCAAUACAAUGAGUGAAGAGGAGGAAGAAGAAGAGGAUAAGAAUAGUAGCAUUAGCAGUGAACAGACUACACCGAAAAAGCUAACAAAUGCGGAUGUACAGAAGAAAAGUUUGAUCAUGGGUCGUAUCUUCAAAAAAGGUGGAGCCAAAGACAAACUUAUAGGUGAUGCGGGAUUGCGCAAGUGCCCAACGAUUUCUCCUGAAGCAAAUAUUGCACCCGAGCUUCCACACAAGAUGGCCGGAGCUUCUGGAACAGUUGCAAAACCGUUGGCUACUGCUAAAUCAGCUGUGAAAGACUUCGAUAAGCUGUUCGAUACGCUCAAAAAUGACGCUACUGUGCUGACAAACGAAAUGCAAAGCACCAUUGAACCAGAAUACGACACUCGUCCGACGGGUUCUUGUGACGAAGAAAUGCAUGGGCCACUGGGUGUUGAGAGCAAAGUUGUCCAACGUCAAGCAAAUAAUUCCGAUCAUCCUGGUCAUCUUGAACAAAGUGAACACGUAGCAAACGUUACGGGAACAGAGCGAUUGCGUCGACGAAGAACUGGACAGCAGAAGAUUCUAACGGAGACGUGGGAUUCGGACGAAUUUGAAGACUUUCAAACUGAUGAUAUUAUGAAGCUGAUAGACAGAACUGAGGAUGAAGAGGCAAAUGAUCACACACAGACUAAGAAAAGGAAUCUAUUGCAUAGCACACCUGAGGAAAAAGUAAAAUUAGCUAGUUUGGAGAACAAAAUUCCCGAUCACACGAAACAGUCAUUAUCGCUCGAUGAAAGCUCCACGAAUGAGAAAGAACAUCCAAAGCCAGAACAUGUUGGACUAAAAAGAAGCGGCACAUAUUCACUGGUCGAUAAGAAGCCGUCGUCAAAAUCCGACGUAACAGUUACGGAUGACACUAUUCGAAAGGUGAUGGAAAGCGUCAUAUUAGAAACAAUGGGUAAAAACUGCAAUACCAGCAAGCGUAAGCCAACUGCUUAUUCUUUGGGCUUGGAUAAUAGGGAGGCAGCAACAGCCUCCAACAGUAAGACGCUUCGGCAUUCGUCUAACAGUGACGGUGGUAUAAACAGUUCCUUGGUAACAAAUGUUUCUACCGAAGACGUUUCACUAGCACUAGAGUUGACAUCAUUAGAAGAGCACACACUAGAAUCGAGUGUAGUCAUAUCUUCAAAAACAAUAACAAGCAAGUUCAAGCAAAAGCUUAAUUCAUCUAUGCGCGAUAAUCUGACGGUCACUGAAGGUACGAAGCAAGAAAGCAAAGAAAAAGAGAGCACCUUUUCGCGACCAAAGUUGAGCACAGUUGCACACAUCACUACGGCCCUGCCAGAAACAAACCAUACUGGCUCGAAUGUAACAUCCAUUGCAGCUCAUAGUAAAAACAACAACAAUAACAACAAAACCAACAAUAAUAAUAAUAACAACAAUACUGUCCAUAGCAAAUCAUUGGCAAAAUCAUCGAAAGCAGUAACAGGAACCAGGAAUAGAGGAAAACCAAAAUGUACGGAAGAGGACUGGACCGGUAAAACAACAGCCGUAACGAGCAGCAAACAGCGAAAAGUGGCACCAAGGAAAAUGAAAAACAUUGCUUACGACCCGGAUAGUGACUAUGAGCAGAGCAUCAAAUGUAAGAAAGUUAAGCGCAAAUUGUUGGAAAAUGACAUCGAAGCCAAUUUGAAGAUCGAACAGCUUCAGUCGACACUGCUGAAUGCAGAGGACAGUAGCAUACUGUUAACGACCUCACGACGUAAGCGUAAUGCAGGAGAUAUGUUGUACUAUUGGUCAUCGAGCAGUGACGAAGAAGAAAUAGAUAAGGAAGAAAAAUCGAACCCCAAAAAUAACGGUCGUCAUCGUCAUGGUAAGCCUGCAAACAAUAAUAAUGCCCCUCUAGGAAAGAAACGCGGCCGCAAGCGGAAACAAUCUGGAAGCCAGAAAACAGUGGAGCCCACAGUCGACGGUGCCAAUAUUCCAGAAGAUACUGACUUGAAGGAUGAACCACAGGUAAAGGAUGUGUCAGUACUUCAACCAAUUGCCGGUACGAUGGAAACGACAAGUCCUAUGAAAAAGCUAAGAACAAGCACUAUUACAAUUGAUAAAAAGUCAGCACUAACGCCCAGAAAGAAGCAACUUGAUGCUGAAAAAUCGUUACAGAUGCAAACAUUACCUGUUCAAACAGAGGAAGCAACAUGCGGCACCAGUAGUGAACACCUACAGCAGCAUGGCUGGAUAAUGGGUGAUUCACACAAGAAGCUCGUAACGAUGCUAGCUCAUGCUAAAGGAAAAAAUGACAGUCGAAAACAGACAACCAACCGAAAGAAGUAG
Anopheles maculipalpis is the source of this 14784-nucleotide messenger RNA. RefSeq lists its product as uncharacterized. The coding region runs from base 1 to 14784 and encodes 4927 amino acids. NCBI's taxonomy places the organism in Eukaryota, Metazoa, Arthropoda, Insecta, Diptera, Culicidae. The transcript has 3 exons. The record is from RefSeq and is a predicted model, not a curated record.